AUGGAUGACCAACUGGACGAGAAAAUCGGGGAAAGCUCAGGAGGUGUCUCCUUCGCCGAAGUGGAGAUGGACAGCCCUGAUAUGGGUGGGCUGGCAGGACUGCCAUUGCGGUACGGUAUCAAUAGCAUACCUACGCUGCUUGCUUUCGAUCGGCAAGAGCCGCAGAUUGAGACCAAGGUUGCGCGAUUGGACGAUUUGAAGUCCAAGGAGUUCUUGAGGAAGUGGAUUGAGACUGAGGCGGCUAGACAUGGCAGCGGAGGGGCGGGAGGUACAUUCAGGGGUCUGUUCGGUCGGUAA
Recurvomyces mirabilis is the source of this 297-nucleotide messenger RNA. RefSeq lists its product as uncharacterized. NCBI's taxonomy places the organism in Eukaryota, Fungi, Ascomycota, Dothideomycetes, Mycosphaerellales, Teratosphaeriaceae. Bases 1 to 297 code for a protein of 98 amino acids. The record is from RefSeq and is a predicted model, not a curated record. The transcript is spliced from 2 exons.